GCGUCUGUUUUCGAAUGCAUGUUGUACCCAUCAAGGUCUCCCAGUUGAUGAGUUUUAACUCAAGACGAUAGGGAUCGGAUCCAAUGAGUCGGGCGCCGAGUUCGGCACCGCCAUUCCGGGAACUUGGGUUCGUUCACACCCCAUGCCAACAAUCAACCCGCUGACCGGACCAGGGUAUCGAUUACAUCUUCCCGGAUACUUCCGCCAUCGCGACCCUCGUCAGCAAGGGGAUGAAUAUCUUCCGCGUGCAGUUCAUGAUGGAAAGAUUGGUUCCGGACUCGAUGACAGGCUCGUAUGACGAGGCAUACCUAAACAAUCUCACGACGGUGGUGGACGCAAUCACGGCUGCGGGUGUCCAUGCCAUCGUAGACCCUCACAAUUACGGACGAUACAACAACGAGAUCAUCUCCAGCACCGCGGACUUCCAGACCUUCUGGCAGAACCUCGCCGGGCAGUUCAAGGAGAACGACCUGGUCAUCUUCGAUACGAACAACGAAUACAACACCAUGGACCAAACCCUGGUGCUGAACCUCAACCAGGCGGCGAUCGACGGCAUCCGGGCGGCUGGCGCCACCUCCCAGUACAUCUUCGCGGAGGGCAACUCGUGGUCCGGGGCGUGGACCUGGGCGGACAUCAACGACAACAUGAAGGGGCUGACCGACCCGCAGGACAAGCUCGUCUACGAAAUGCACCAGUACCUCGACUCGGACGGGUCGGGGACGUCCGGCGUCUGCGUGUCGGAGACGAUCGGCGCGGAGCGCCUGCAGGCCGCCACGCAGUGGCUGAAGGACAACGGGAAGGUGGGCAUCAUAGGGGAGUAUGCCGGCGGAGCCAACGACGUCUGUCGCACGGCCAUCGCGGGGAUGCUGGAGUACAUGGCCAACAACACGGACGUGUGGAAGGGCGCGGUCUGGUGGGCGGCUGGGCCGUGGUGGGCGGAUUACAUGUUCAGCAUGGAGCCGCCCAGCGGCCCGGCUUAUAGCGGAAUGCUGGACGUUCUGGAGCCGUAUCUGGGGUGAGCUUGCGUGGUGUGGAGGACGAGGUGCAGUACAUUUCGUUGGAUGUUCUUGGCGUUGACCUGCUAAUGGUUAUGUAAGGACUGACAUCAUAGACAAGAGCUAUACUCCGUACUGAUGGUCUGUCCCUGUCAGCCUUACUGCGAGGAUGCUCUAGCCUGGCUCGAUGGAAAAGUUGAGCUUUGCUGGUUCUUUUGACUCUUCAGUGUGAAUACAGAGUAUGUGUGUGUAGUUCCACGGUUCGAAUUGAGGGAGUGCCCAGAAUAGAAGCCAAUAUACCAGGACUGAGACAGCCAACGUAAGCUUCCCGGUGACAGCCAAAGUCUG
Aspergillus uvarum CBS 121591 is the source of this 1343-nucleotide messenger RNA. RefSeq names its product glycoside hydrolase family 5 protein. The transcript has 4 exons. Lineage: Eukaryota; Fungi; Ascomycota; Eurotiomycetes; Eurotiales; Aspergillaceae. Bases 255 to 1019 code for a protein of 254 amino acids. Gene Ontology annotation, biological process: glucan catabolic process. Gene Ontology annotation, molecular function: hydrolase activity, hydrolyzing O-glycosyl compounds. The record is from RefSeq and is a predicted model, not a curated record.